CGCACAGUCGCCGCCCGCCCAGUGGGACCACCGGCGGCGCCGGCCGCCUUCUCCGUGGACGCCGCCAGACGGAGCUUGGUGUCAGAGUUUGCUGUCUUGCUUCGAGUGAACCUCCAUGCUGAUGUAUCAGGUUUUCUUCGUUGCGCUCUUUCACAGCGCUACUUCCAUCCAGCAGAACAACCACCGCAACGUGUCGCUACUCCUGGACAACCUCCUCAGCGGCUACGACAACAGUCUGCGGCCCAACUUUGGAGGCCCGCCGACCUUGGUUGAGAUAGACAUCAUGGUUAAAAGCAUGGGACCCAUCUCCGAAAUCGAUCUGACCUACUCCCUCGACUGCUACUUCCGUCAGACAUGGGUAGACCGUCGGCUGGCUUUCAAGGGCGAGAAGCAAGUCCUCUCGCUGAGCAUCUCCAUGCUGGGAAAGAUCUGGAAACCGGACACGUACUUCUACAACGGACGCGAGAGCCAAUUACACACCAUCACCGUGCCGAAUAAGUUCGUGCGGCUCUACCAGGACGGCCGGGUUCUCUACUCUUCCAGGCUGACUAUCAAAGCCAACUGUCCGAUGGAUCUGCAAGACUUCCCGAUGGAUACCCAGCACUGUCCUCUGAUUCUCGGGAGCUUUGCCUACACGGACCGAGACGUGAUCUACCAGUGGAACUCGGCGCGGCGGGUCGAGAUCUGGAAAGACAUGAAGCUCUCCCAGUUUGACCUCAUUAGAGCGCCCGCCAACAGUUUCGUCCACUCGCAGAAACAAGGCAACUUCUCGAUGUUGCGGGCCAGCUUCCAGCUGCAGCGGCACAUGGGCAACUUCAUGAUUCAGGUGUACGGGCCGUGCGUGCUGCUGGUGGUGCUCUCCUGGGUGUCGUUCUGGCUGAACCGGGAGGCCACCUCCGACAGGACCUCGCUGGGCGUCACCACCGUGCUGACCAUGACGUUCCUGGGCCUGGAGGCGCGGACGGACCUUCCGAAGGUGCCGUACACCACGGCGCUCGACCUCUUCCUGUGGCUCUCCUACGGCUUCAUCUUCGCCACCAUCGUGGAGUUUGCCUUUGUUCACUACUUCACCAAGUACGGCUACGGGGAGGUGUACUUCCCUCAGCCGGACUCAUCCUCCUCGGCGGAGGAAGACGAGGAUGAGGAGGAGGAGCAGAUGUCGGAGGAGAGCGACAUUCUGCCAAGGAACAGGACCGAGCUGUCGUUCUUCGCGAGCAGCAUCAGCGAGCUGACGGCAUCUGCAGACCUGCUGCCGAACGGGACCCUCCUUCUGGAGGGGGUGUCGCUGGCGGAGAGCGGCACCGGCGGCCGGCUGCGCGCCCGCUCCACCCCUCUCGCGCACGGAUGA
Molecule: messenger RNA, 1348 nt
Organism: Pollicipes pollicipes
Lineage: Eukaryota; Metazoa; Arthropoda; Thecostraca; Pollicipedomorpha; Pollicipedidae
Product: gamma-aminobutyric acid receptor alpha-like
Exons: 12
Coding region: 116-1348 (410 amino acids)
Biological process (GO): chloride transport; monoatomic ion transmembrane transport; gamma-aminobutyric acid signaling pathway
Cellular component (GO): membrane
Molecular function (GO): extracellular ligand-gated monoatomic ion channel activity; GABA-A receptor activity
Source: RefSeq, a predicted model, not a curated record